AUUCUUAAUAUAUCUUAAAAGUAGGAGAAACAUCACAAGAUGUCAUAUUCCUAAUUUCUUAGUUACAAAUUAAAACCAAUUUAUAUAAUGGAAUAAGGUGGUCCAGACUUAGAACUCAGAUGUGUUAAGUAAAUAUUUAUUCUGGUUCCACUCCAGGGAGGUAAAAGAUUUUAUUAACAUAUUUCUUGCAUUAACAUAUUUCUUGAGGUCACGGGGGCAAAGAAAAGCUUAUGCUGUGCUUAAAUGCCUGAGGGGCCUUUCUGCGGCACGCUAAUAAACGCUGAUUUUUUUUUUUUUUUCUUCACUAAAGAGAGCAACGAUCUUGUAUUGUGGCCUUUGUUUUACUAUUGUUCACUCACAACUGCAUAAUCUCAAACCAAGUUUUAAAAAGGCUGCUUUAUUUUUUUCCCAUUGUUUGGAAAGUCUCUUAGAUAUUACUUAAAAUAUUUGUAUCCAAGCUUUAUCCUUGUACUUUUUCUCCUGGUUUACUUUGGGCUGUUACCAGCCAUUUGUACUUUGUUUUCUCUUCAUUGCUGAAAAGAAAAAUUGCCCAUUAAAAGUCAAGAUUUGAAGUGCUGAACUUAAUUCCUUGAGUCCAGUCCACAGUUUGGCUCCGAUUACUGUACCAGGCUGACCUCCAGUCCAAGGGAGGGUGCCUUGGCAGAAAUCUGAGAAUUCCUCGAUCAGUGACUCCCUUUUUUGGAUUUAUGGAGUCUUUAGGUGGAUUGCUUUGUGCUAAAUGUGCUCUUAUUGGAAAGGAAUGGGGCUGGAAUGAGAGGAACACGAUGUUGCACAACGUAAAUGUUUGCAGCUGACCUCCGUGUUCACUAUGCUUGAAUUAGCUGGCCGUUGCUGCACCUGGCUUUGAACCAUGUACCAUCAAAGCCCAGAAAACUCACGUAAUGAAUGGUUUUAAGUAGUGGUGAAAAAGAAAAGUCGGGUAAUUCUGUUAACCUUUUGUGGCUGGCUCCUGACUUGAUUUUUUGCCCCCCUUGAAAGUCUUUGCUAUUAUUCUUAGAAAUAAAAUUUUAAAAGACUCAGCAGCCAAACAAGCAGAAUAUGACAUUGUGGAACAGAGUGACUGUGAAAGCUCUUUGUGCUGACGAUUAAUUUCACAUGUAAACAGUUUCAUUUUGUUGCCAGCAAGGAGAUUUCCUUUUCCUUUCUGUGCCUAGUUAAAGUCUAGAAAUAAAAUUCCACAGCUGUCAGGUUCCCACAUAUUCAUCAGUGGCCUCUCAAGAUGGCUUCACAAUGAGCAGAGUGAAUUUAGAGGAUUCCACUGUUAAAGUCUGCAAAGCUUGUUUCAGACACCCCAACUCACAAAAUCAAGAAUUGUAAAUCUUUUGCCUUCCUGACAUGUAAUGUUGGACAGUAACAUCAUCUGUGGCAUAAUAUUAAUAAAAUAUGAACAUUUUCUGUGCCCGUAGUGGGAAUAUGCACCCGAAGCGAAGCUAAUGCCAAUGGGUUUAACCAAUUAGUGAGCCAUCAUUGUCUUCCUUAUUGAAACACAGUUGCCUCCCCCAACCUCUAUUUGUACAUGUUAAGGACUUACCAGGCAAUGAAACUCAAGGAGUGUCAGCAGGUGCCACAAAGGCCUUCCUUUCCUUUCUAGCAGGAGGGCACUUAUGACUAUAGAGUGCAGUAGUUGGGUGUUCAUAAUGCAUACUCUGUAAUUACCCAUUGUUACCACAGCCAGCUCCAGUGUAUGUGUGUGUGUGUCUGUGUGUAUGUGUGUGUUUAAAUUAGGUCAAUGCACGUUUCAUUUAGCUCCCAAGCCAGAAUGCUUGCCAACCUAAGCCCCAACACUUUUAUUCUGGUUUCCAGAAUGUGCAGAGGUUACGUACAUCAUCUGAAUGGCCCAGUGUUCUGCAGGCUUAUCUUUUGGUCUUCCAGUGGUAACGUGUUUUCCCCACUGUGUGCUUCUUCUCCAAGCAGCAUUCACAAGGUUAGGCAGAUCUCUAAGACGACGUCUCUAGAGAGACAGCACAGUGCAUCAUCUUUUGGCACCAUCUAAUCUUUGAUGUAAUGUUGUUCAGAGAAAAUGAUCCUUGUAGCUCAUUUAUGGUUUCAGUUUACAUUUGGCCCUCUCAUAUGACCAGUAACACCUGGGAACAGAGUGGCUUUUGAGGGAGAUUCUUUAUAGCACCACUUCAAAGGGUUUUUGCAGAAAGGAAGUGUAUGUAUAUGCGCAUGAAUUCUCCUUGAAUUACAGUAAGUACUAGGUUUCACAACCUCCUGGCUAGUUAGGCAGAAUAAAAUAUGUACACAUACAGACACAUACUAGUUGGCAGAAAGAUUAUGAAAUAUACCCCUUUGCUGCAGAAAGAAUUGAUUGAUUAUGCAGGUUGGACCCCUGCUGCCCUAGUCGGCUUUCCUAAUCGCAGGAGACAGAUACCCAUACCCAUCCUGUUAAGUUAUAAAGGACCCGUGUGUGCAUUCUUUAACCCUAUAGGACCUCGUCAGGGAUAAAGAAUAAUAUUACAGUUAUGGUCGUUAACAACCAAACCAUGCAACAUAUCUUCAUGGCAGAUUUCUGAAAAUGUAUGUUAACUAAUGAAGUAAGCAGCAUUUAUGUGUGUGGUGUAUUUAGCCUCUGCAAAAAGAUAUAAUCCUGCCUUUAAGUAUCAUUCUCUAGAACAGUCUCCCCAAAGAAAUAUUGAUAAAGACAGUAAAUGAACAGAGGAAAAUCCAAAUUUAGAAACAGGUAAUAAGGAGAUAUGAUUCAAAUUUUACCUGCAAUGUAGUAGAAGUGAUAGGAAACAUGUCCGAGAACUUUUAGAUUGAGUCUGUAUUUGGACCAUACCAUAGCAAAUUUUGAAAUGAAAAGCUUAAAAAAUGUUUGAAAAAUAAUUUAAGCAAUAAUCUAGUUUGCAUAUUUUUUAGGACCUUGGAGGACUGGUGUCUGAAUUUUCCCACAUUUCAUUUUUCUAAUUUGGAGCACCAGUUGUCAGCUAUUAAUAAUAGUUUGUACUAAGCAGUAAUUACUGGUGAGCUAAUUACUUUAUGGACUUUAAAAAAUGCAGUUAUUUUUCAUGACGUACUGUCCAAAGAGUAAAACAAGCCUCAAAAGAAAGAAAGGAAAGAAGGAAGGAAAGGAGGGACAAAACCCUGAGUAUUUUAUUUCCAAUUUGUAUGCUGUGAUAGAAUAUUGAAACUUACCCAACUAUCAAUACAUUUAAGAGAAUCAGUAAGAAAUAGCACAUUUUCACUAUAAGUAAUAUUUAAAUAUAUAGUGGGUUUAAGUAUAUUAAUUAUACUCAAAAGCAUAAAAUUGGUAUUUCCUAAGAAUUGAUCAAGGAUAUCUAAAUACAAGUCAUGAUUAGUGUAUUUUAAACCAGUGUGGUUCUUUAUGACGUUCUGUUGUUUUUCAGCCUAAUUGUCAGUGAGAUAAAUAUAGCAUCAUAGAAAAAGAUGCAUUAACCAAUAUAUUCAGUGACAAGUAUAAACACCCAAACUUCCCCAGAAUUCAAACAAAACCGUUGCAUAUUCUCCAAAUUAAAGUAACAAAAUUUUCCUUCCCCCUACUUUUUUUUUAAAAACUAGCAUUUUUGUUUUCUCAAUUGUUGAAGGUACAAUUUGCUUUUCUGAUUUUCUAAUAGACUUCUGGAAGAAUAGUAUUCUAGAGGGUUUUGAGGAUUUUAUUUGGGCAAAAACAAACAAUUGUUUAUUGUAUACAUGGAAAGAACAGUUUUAAAAGAAGACAUACUUUUUGUGAAGAUUAAUGCAAACUUUGGUUUGUUUAAUAAAACAACAGUUUUGAGGUAUUCCCAUACCCAGAACACUUAAAUUUUCUAGAUGCAAACCACCGAAACAACAAUAGAGAAUUCAAUGAAGUGUCAAAAAGAAAGUUAAUUUAAUUGGCCUUCAUGAAAAACACAAACUUGAAUUCAGACAAUGAAUGAAUGGAAUGCACUAUCAGCCACGUGUCCAUGUUUGGAGUGUCAGUUGAUGAGCACCAAGAAGAAUGGGCAGCUUUACAGUUCAGCAAGCACAGAUGGACUCUAGAUAGAUAGAUCAGCUUACCAGUUUUCUGAUCCUCAUAUUAUCAGCAUUCAAAAGCUUCAGUCAUAGGGUCAUUGUCAGUUCCUAAUAUUCUGAACUAGUUAGAAAACUGAGGGCACAGAAACUCAUGGGUUCAUGUGGGUCUUGUUACUGCUGUGGGGCCUGGGAGCUGCAGGGAGACCUGGCCACAGGGCCACUUGCCUGCAUGGAGCUCAUUCUGCACUUACCCCUCACCCUUCUGUCUUCCUUGGCUGAUUCUGACAGCCAUCAAAUGCCCUCCCAGAUGUGCUCGCUGCCACCCCCAUUUCCUUUGUUGACAGCACUACUGGAUAUUAUGCUAAAUGUUGGUUUUGUUUGUUGUUUAGUCUGUUGAUAGAUGUUCCAGCACCUAUUACAUUUGACAUAACCUAUAUAUUUCUUUUUUGUUGUUGCCCUUAAAAAGCACACUGUGUUUAGUUUGCGAGGGCUGCCAUAACAAAGUGCCACAGGCUGGGCAGCUUAAACAACAGAAAUUUAUUUUCUAACAAUCUUGGAGGCUCGAAGUCUGAGAUCAAGAUGUUGGCAGGGUUGGUUUCUUCUGAGGCCUCCCUUCUCGGCUUGUAGAUGGCUGUCUUCUCCCUGUGUCUUCAUAUGGUCUUUCCUCUGUGUGUCUGUGUCCUAAUCUCUUCUUAGAAGGACAUGGGUCACUUCAGAUUAGGGCCCACCCUGAUGUCCUUAUUUUAACUUAAUUGCCUCUGUAAAGAUCCUGUUUCCAAAUACAAUCACAUUCUGAGGUAUUGGUGGUUAGGACUUCCCCAUAUGAAUUUUGAGGUGAUACAAGUCAGCCCAUAACACACAUUUUUAAAAGUAAAUUUUUGUGAAUUGAUCACCCCUGCUGUACCUACCCCACCCCCAGACUUGAGCAUCUAGAAGGCAGAAACUCUCUUUCUCUUGCAAUCCCCAGAACCUAACAGUGUCCAGCACUUUGCAGCUAUUUCAUGAACUCUUGCUGCAUGAAUGCACAAAGGUUGGUAAGAAACGAAGUUGAAAAGUGGCACUAUUUCUGACUGCCAGAAGUAGCACCUGGCGAGUAGACUAGAACAUGUUCCAAUAAGAAGAAGAGGCAGAGAAAAUACAGUACAUUUAAACCAAGACAGCUUUUGACAGAAAGGCAAAUGAUUGUUGCUUGGGACCACCCAUUCUCCACAUCCAGCACUGGGAAUGGAAUGGAAGUUCAGGCCCUUGCGGAAUACCAAAGGUCAGGUCUGAAUCAUAUGAGAGCAAAGGAAAUGUCAGAAGUGGCUGCUUGUCCCAAACAAGGCAGAUGGUGGAUUACUUUCUGAAGGAGCUGGGCACAGGAGAGGAAAUAUGUGGAAAAGUUUAUUACCCAGAACUCUCUGUCUGGGUCAGUCAAGAACCAUUUCCAAACAAGGACAUGGAGGGAAGGCUUCCUAAGGGAAGACUUCCUGUCCCAAAGGAAGUGAACCGCAAGAAGAACGAUGAGACAAACGCUGCCUCCCUGACUCCACUGGGCAGCAGUGAACUCCGCUCCCCAAGAAUCAGUUACCUCCACUUUUUUUAAUCGUAACACCUCCAUUUGUAUUACAUAUGGUGUAUGGGUAUUGAUGAGGUCAUGGUAUCAUAUAUGGGAUUUUUUUCUGUGUAAAUCAUCAAGUAUAAGAAGAAACUAUGGGACUCUGAGCCUUGCUUUAGAGAAUUUACAGUGGACAAAUAGGUAUCAUCAAACCAGUUUUUAAUCAUUCUGACUCAAGUGAAAAUGCUCAGAAUUUCACACUGUGAAUCCACGUUUACAACCCUUACAGGUGGGCCUUCAGGCCUGGUUCGCUACAACAAUGUCUUCCACAACUCAAACUCCCACCGCGCUCACACAACCGGUCCACUCCUGCCUUUUCACUCACACAGCUCCCGACUGCUUCUUGCAGAGGCUGAGAGUCCCCCCCUUUUUUUUUCAUUUAGAUGUAACAAACCUAGUAGUUUAUGUUCAUCAAUUGUCUGUAUAUCUCUAUAUUUUAUCCAUGUACUCUUUUGAUGUAUAGAAGUAGUUUGAAACUCAUUGUUUCCUUGUGGUAAGUGACCGAGAUGCUGCCACAGGACCUGAGACACUGAUGAAUGGUGCUAUUUUGGACUUUCAACAUGCUCCUUGGCGAGGUAGCUCUGAUGGAGUUAUUUUUUAUUUCCAUGUUCUAAGAAGGUGUUGGUACUCUGUUUCCCUGAAUGUUGUUCUCUAGACUGGAUUGACUUGUUUUCCUUGUGUCUUCAGUGUGGCUUUCUUCCUCAGUGUUGUAGGUUGAGCGAAUGCUACCAGAGUGUGAGAGACGAUUGUCUCGUUGGCUGGCACUCACGGACAUGCAGUCACGGUAGCGGGAGCAAUCACAAAACUGUAAUUUACUUACCAAAUCUCUUCCUUUCCGUAGCCUCGCCUGCCUGACUUAGAGAAAGAAAAGCAAUAAUUUUACAGGCAUUUUGAGGUGUCUCUUUGGGUUCUUUCUGUUUGAAAGGAUAUUUGUCGAAAAAAAGAGCAAAACCUUUUUAAAUAAAUUUCCCCUGAAAAAAAAAACCCAAAACACUGGCAUCUGAGUAGGAAUAUGAAAAUGACACCUUUUCCAAAUAUUAAAUUGGAAAACAAUGUCUACAAAAUCAUGAUACUUUUUUAAAAGGCAGAGCAUUCUUUUUUUGGCAAUUUUGAUAAGCAAGGUGUAGAUUUACAUUUUUGUCCUUGCUCCCAACGAAAUGGAUAAACAAAAAUAAAUUACCAUCUACUCAUGGAAUGUUGUUGUGUUAGCCAGUCUGAAAGCCCACCUUAAUUUUUAUAUAACUGUCUUUUAGCUCUUCUUUUGACAGGGCAGGCCUUGUUCUGAACUGUUUCGCUUCUGACUGUUAAACACCGAUGACGCAUGCACUGCACUUCUUCGUUUUCUUCUUGCUCCCCCAUUGGCCUGAGUUUCUUGUGCAUUACUCCUCUCCCUCCUUCGUUAGAAUAGGUAUAUCAGCUGUGUAAAUAGAGCAAGAAAACAGUAUUCUGCAUCUGUGGCAUUUAUGUAGAGUUGCAGUUGUGUACUGCUGAAAAUGCAGGCUUUUGUAACAGUGUGAUCUUUACUGAUGCACUCAUGACAAGUACCCAAUGUAUUUUAGCUAUUUUAGUAGUAUUUGUUCAAUAAAUACGCAAGCUGUAAGGUAA
Messenger RNA from Pongo pygmaeus (Bornean orangutan), 7180 nucleotides. RefSeq names its product neuronal regeneration related protein (gene NREP). Gene Ontology annotation, biological process: regulation of neuron differentiation; axon regeneration; regulation of transforming growth factor beta receptor signaling pathway. The transcript is spliced from 4 exons. The coding region runs from base 5306 to 5563 and encodes 85 amino acids. NCBI's taxonomy places the organism in Eukaryota, Metazoa, Chordata, Mammalia, Primates, Hominidae. The record is from RefSeq and is a predicted model, not a curated record.